This is a messenger RNA of Eurytemora carolleeae, 1231 nucleotides long. Its product is annotated as DNA cross-link repair protein SNM1. Bases 53 to 994 code for a protein of 313 amino acids. Lineage: Eukaryota; Metazoa; Arthropoda; Copepoda; Calanoida; Temoridae. The transcript is spliced from 10 exons. Gene Ontology annotation, biological process: protection from non-homologous end joining at telomere; interstrand cross-link repair; double-strand break repair via nonhomologous end joining. The record is from RefSeq and is a predicted model, not a curated record. Gene Ontology annotation, molecular function: damaged DNA binding; 5'-3' DNA exonuclease activity.
UCAAGGGAAGAAACCCCGGUUAGAAAACGUAGUGGCGGAGUGGGCCAAAGUGAUGACGAAAAAACUGGUCCAAGAUACAAGGGUCCAACAAACUGUUGCUAAAACUUUGUUUGGUUCUAAGUGGGAAGAGGGUCGGGGAGAAGAAACAAAGAGGAAAGUUCCAUUCUACAAAAAGAUUCCAGGCACAAGAUUCUCUGUGGAUGGAUUUAACUAUGGGUCAAUACCUGGAGUUAAAUAUUCCUUCCUAUCCCACUACCAUUACGAUCACUAUCAAGGAUUGACCCGGCACUGGAGCGGACAGAUCGUCUGUUCCAGCCUCACCAAGCGGAUGGUCGUCAAGUUUCUCCGAGUACAGGAUACACUUGUAUUAACCCUAGAUCCCGGGGAGAGUAGAAUCUUUGAUGGAGUCGAGGUGACAAGUGUUGAUGCAAACCAUUGUCCUGGAUCUCUGAUGUUUGUAUUUAGAUUAACAACAGGUUCUACCAUUCUUCAUACUGGCGACUUCAGAGCAUCACCCGACAUGGAGUCAGAUCCAGUAUUCUGGAAUCAUAGAAAUAUAGACACCGUGUACCUGGAUACAACAUACUGUAAACCUGAAUAUGAUUUUCCUCCUCAGCAUCUUGUUAUAGAGCACUCUAUUCUUCAGAUUGAAGAUGUGAUGAGUAAGUACAAUACAGUGGCUGUUCUGGUUGGAGCUUACACAAUAGGGAAGGAGAGAAUAUUUAAAGGUAUUAAUUUAGGUUUAGACCCUGAAUGUAGUUUAGCUAAAAUAAAAGCUAAGACACGAGGACGGAUUAGUUUAUUAGAGGUUCCAUACUCCGAGCACUCCAGCUACUCAGAACUCAAAAGAUUUAUCCAGUUUCUUCGGAUAAAAUCAACACGACAGAUAAUACCUACAGUAAACCUUCGAGAUAGGGGCAGGAUGAAUGGGUUUUUCGAGGAUUGGAUUAAAGAGGCGUCAAUGCGGCCCAGCAGUCUUAAAGGAUCUUCUUAGACCACAGUUAUUCUUAUCUCAAUUUCUAUUAAUGAUCAAACAUUCAAGCUUUAAUUACAAAAAGACUGAAAAUUACCGAUACUUCUCUCACAGAAGUAAAAUAUUAUGGUAAGGGAAGCCUUGUAGAGUUAACAGCGUACACUGCAUGUACUGUAUUACAGUGUACAUAUAAAUACUGUUGUAACCUUACUUAUUUGUAAUAACAGCUGUAACAAUUCAAAUAUAUAUUUAAUUUUA